Molecule: messenger RNA, 1728 nt
Organism: Schistosoma curassoni
Lineage: Eukaryota; Metazoa; Platyhelminthes; Trematoda; Strigeidida; Schistosomatidae
Source: the annotation of a GenBank genome assembly
GUUGGUAGGAUAAAAAGCUCAGCUCAUUGAAAUAGUCUAAUUUACUACUUGACUUGACUUUGUGAAUCAAUACAACUGACUGUCACCAGUAAAAAAUUUAAGAAAAUCGUCUCACAAGGUCUCCUAGUUCGCUUGGUUUAUGUUACGAUCUUUAACCAACAAAAUAUCUUCAGAACAAGUAUCAGUCUAUAAACGAUCUAAAGCCUGUUAGUAGUAUAACAGCAAUCGAAACGUCAGUUUAUAAUUUCUAAAUCAUUUAUUUAUAAAAAUGAGUGUUCCGUAUGUCUCAUCAUACAAUAAUUCUUUUCCAGUUCUAUUCGGUUUAAGUGCACUAUGAACAAUACGAUUCUUGAUGUCCUAAGAAACCGUGGGUGGAUUGAGGUUUGCAGAGAAGAAGAAUGUGAUUUCUUUUGGUGUGAUCCCAUGACAAUGAAAGAGUUAUUUGAUCACGGAUUAAUGGGCAAUAUAACGAAGAUUUGUCAUUUUCGAAAUCACUUUGAGCUUACCCGUAAAAAUUUAAUGGUGAAAAAUUUGAAACGUUUAAAACGUAAAUGGGAAAAAGAAUAUAAUAAACAAGAAAGUCAAAUAUUGGAUUUUUUCCCAACCACAUUUGAACUUCCAAUGGAAUAUCAUAUGUUUAUUGAAGAAUUUCGUAAAUAUCCUGGUUCUAUAUGGAUUAUGAAACCGAUUGCUAAAUCACAAGGCAAAGGAAUAUUUCUAUUUCGUAAAUUAAAAGAUAUUGAAGCAUGGAAACGUACUGGAAUGAAAUUUGAACAACAAACUGUUGGUGAUAUACAAAAUCGUGAACUACCUGAAACUUAUGUUGUUUCAAAAUAUAUCACUAAUCCAUAUUUAUUAUGUGGACGUAAAUUUGAUUUACGUGUUUAUGUUCUUGUUACAUCGUUCAAUCCAUUGAAGGUUUGGGUUUAUAGAGAUGGAUUUGCUCGUUUUUCCAAUACAAGAUUUUCAUUAGAUUCUAUUGAUGAUCAAUAUAUACAUUUGACAAAUAUUGCUGUACAAAAGACUGCACCUGAUUAUGAUGCUGAAAAAGGUUGUAAAUGGUCUAUAGGUUGUUUACGUCGACAUCUUUUAUCUAUAUAUGGCUAUAAAAAAGUUGCCGAGUUAUUUCAUCAAGUGGAUAUAAUAUUUAUUGGAAGUUUAUUAAGUGUUCAAAAGAUUAUUAUCAAUGAUAAACGUUGCUUUGAAUUAUAUGGUUAUGAUAUAUUACUUGAUGAUAAUUUACGACCAUGGUUAUUAGAAAUUAAUGCAUGUCCAUCAUUGACAGCUUCAUCUAAAGAAGAUUAUACAUUAAAAACUAAUCUUUUGAAUGAUAUGCUGGACGUUGUGGAUUUGGAGGGUCGUUUAACAAGUUUUGAGAAACGUGUUGGCGAUUUCGAUCUGAUCUGGGAUGAUGGUCCUAUUCACCCUGCUUCUGAUACUACAGAAGGUUGGUUAAUCAAUGCACUGAACACCAUAAAUCCGUUUAAUUCAGAAAAUUCAUCGGAAUCAGUACAUGUGUUUGGACCUAAUGGACUACCUAGACUUAACUCAUUUCUUGGCUGUACUUCACGUCAAUCAGCUAGAUGUAAGUUGGACUCGAAAUGUUAGUUUCUGGACAGUAGUACAAAGGUAAUAAGAAAUAAUAUAGAUAUUUACCAUCCAUUAAAUUGUGUUCCACUGUAUAAAAGUUUUCUUUGAUAUCAAAAAUAAAUAUAAUUCACAAGAUAA